Molecule: messenger RNA, 1524 nt
Organism: Solanum pennellii
Lineage: Eukaryota; Viridiplantae; Streptophyta; Magnoliopsida; Solanales; Solanaceae
Product: E3 ubiquitin-protein ligase BIG BROTHER-like
Exons: 9
Coding region: 534-1274 (246 amino acids)
Biological process (GO): negative regulation of organ growth; protein ubiquitination
Molecular function (GO): ubiquitin conjugating enzyme binding; ubiquitin-protein transferase activity
Source: RefSeq, a predicted model, not a curated record
CAGGAAUUACUGUUUGAUUUAGUUGAAAUUUCUUGCUAGAGAAAGGUUAGAUUUUAUCACUGAGUUUCUCAAGUAAAAUGUGUGAAAUCUGGUGUUAAAUUUCGUCCACAUUGAUGCAAUCUGUCAAUGCUGGAAGAUAAGAGGAAAAAGCAUUUUUUUUUCUUUUGAUUCUGUAUAUGUUUUGAAAUAUCAAGUUAUUAUUGCUUGAUUUGUUUGAAGUUAUGUGGAGCAGCUUGGUUUUAUGUCUGAUUUUCUUAAGUAUAAUGUGCCUAUAUGUUGUUACUUUUAACUCGAUUGUUGUUGCAAAUUUUGGUUUCUGAGGGAGUUACUUUUAACUGGACUGUUGUUGCGAAUUUUGGUUUCUGAGGGAGUGCUGGAAAUGAGUGGAAAAUACAGUACUGUUUUUGAAGAGAUGAUUGCUAAAUCUGAAGAGGAUCCACAUUUAUUAUCUUGGAAUCAGAGUUUCAUAUGUUGAUUGUUCAUCUCUGUGCUCUCCAGAAGAAUUAGUGUCUACUGCAGAAUAGUAAUUCACCAUGAACUGGAAUCAGCAAACGGAAAUUUAUUACACAAAUGGUGCUAUGCCUUAUAAUUCAAUUGGAAGUUUUAUGGAUUUCUUUGGCGGUGUUACGUAUGACCAUGUUAAUUAUAUAUUUGCCGAUCCUCCCUAUGCUCAGGAGAGUUUAUAUCCAUCCAUCAGCACCAAUCCAUACAAAUUUGGUUAUUCUGAAGCAGGUAGUUUCUCGUAUUAUGAUUAUGAUCGUGAAUAUGUGGUGAAUGAUCAUGUAUCUGGAAUCGAGGAGCAUGAUAGACAUUUAGAGAACCCUUCAACCACCACUGUAAAUGUAGCUGCAAAUGUGCAUAGAGAGGAAAUUUCAGGCUCCAAUUCACUCACUAAUUCUGUGGAAUGUCCCAGGGGUCAAAUUAAUACUCGUGACAGUGAGGUUGUUUGGCAAGAUAAUAUCGACCCUGACAACAUGACCUAUGAGGAAUUACUUGAGUUGGGGGAGGCUGUUGGAACUCAAAGCAGAGGCCUUUCCCAAAAUCAAAUCUCCUUGCUUCCAGUCACAAAGUUUAAGUGUGGCUUUUUCUCAAGAAAGAAAUCAAGAAAGGAAAGGUGUGUGAUCUGCCAGAUGGAGUACAAACGAAAGGAUCGGCAGGUCACACUUCCUUGCAAACAUGUCUAUCAUGCUGGUUGUGGAAGCAAAUGGCUAAGUAUCAACAAAGCUUGCCCAAUUUGCUACACAGAAGUGGUGAUCAAUACAUCAAAGCGGUGAAGCAAAUAACAAGCAUCCUAUUUUUCUUCUUGGUCAAAGCAUUAUCCCUUUCUGUUUUCAUUAUAGAAUCUUAUAUUUCCUGUUCGUUGUGUUACAUUAGAGAAAUAGUUUAGUGGUAAAUAAGCACAUAAAGAAACACCACAUUCGACAGUUUCUUUUAACGAUGGAGCUUUGUACCACGUGUUCUGUUUUACAUAUUCAGCCUUGAUUUCAAAACUUCCAGUGAAAGGAUAUCUAGUUGUACUUUUCA